AACGGUCUCGUUUUGUUUUUUUUGGUUAAAAAAAUAGGCGCUCUCUCCCUCUGAAAUCGGCGCAGGCUCUGAAAUCUUCCUCGCCGUCGUGAACUCGUGGGUGUUUGCUGCCGCCGAGCUGCUUUUGUCUUUGUCCCUCUGAAAUCUAUCUACCCGCCUCGCCUAUCGUCGUGGACUUCCUAUCGUCUGUUGCUUGCAGCCCAACUCCAUCAUCGUGCUCUUCAAUUUCCGGAGUUAAACUCCAUUUCGGUGAUCAUAAAUUGCUAGAUGAAAUUGGAAGAUAAUAAAUUGCAAGAAUGUCAUCAUUGCCCUUCUUCAAUGGCUUGGAGGAGUCGUCUGAAUCAAUUGGCUUACUAAGACAUCUUCGUUAAAGCAUCUGGAACAAUGCAUAUUUCAAAGAUUUCAGAUGCUCUCACUGAUUGUAAUUUAGUUGUAAAUGGCACAGGUGAAAUAGGUGUUUGCUGAUUAGAAGGUUUUAUUGAGUGUCUAAGAAACAUGUUUAGACAAGCUUUGGGCAACCUUUGCAGCAAAAGUAUGUAUGCUUAUGAAGGGAACCGAGUUAGGCCUUGGAUUUAUGCGCCCUCAAGUUAUUUCCACAAUGGGAAGGUUCACAUGUCACCACGGAGCUUUUUUGGCGUAGAGGAUUUCCUUGAUGAUGACAACAGCCGGCCUUACACUUAUCAGAAAGAGAAGAAAUCAAAGAAUCCAACUAAGCAUGUCUCAUUCAAGCAGAGAACAGUUGCAUAUAUGGAACCUUUCACGCUUGAUGUGCUUAUCUCAAAACGCUUUGUAACAGCUUCUAUCACUCAUAGGAUGACAAGCAAACAAGUUGCAGUUGCAGGCACCAACUCUAAGGACAUAAAAGCCGUCCUUCGGUCUCGUUCCGACAUACCGGCAUGCUUAGCGAUUGGCCAGAUUUUAGCUGAAAGGGCAAGAGAAGCUGAUGUUUACACUGCUUGUUAUACUCCAAGAGAAAGGGACAAGUUUGAAGGGAAAAUUAGAGCUGUGGUUCAAUCCCUCAUUGAUAAUGGGAUUGAUGUCAAAGUUUAUCUUGACUGAGUUAGCUUAUUAAAUGUGCAAAUAUUAUUAGUGAAGUUCUCUAAGUAGCAGUUGGCAAUGAGCCAAAAGAAGUUCCUGAUAUAUUGGCUAGUAGUGAUAUAAUCCUCUUGUAUGUUCGUUCACUCAUGUCAAUUUAGUCUAAAGGUAUGUUUCAACUAUGACAAUGUUGAUUAUCUUUUUCCUGGACUGAUUUUGUAGUUGAUUUUAUUUAACAAAUUUAUUUAAUUCA
Prosopis cineraria is the source of this 1288-nucleotide messenger RNA. RefSeq lists its product as uncharacterized. The coding region runs from base 496 to 1059 and encodes 187 amino acids. Gene Ontology annotation, cellular component: ribosome. The transcript is spliced from 4 exons. NCBI's taxonomy places the organism in Eukaryota, Viridiplantae, Streptophyta, Magnoliopsida, Fabales, Fabaceae. Gene Ontology annotation, biological process: translation. Gene Ontology annotation, molecular function: structural constituent of ribosome; 5S rRNA binding. The record is from RefSeq and is a predicted model, not a curated record.